AAGCAAAAAUUAAAUUAAUUUUGUAAAAAAAAGUUAUGAUUAAAAACUAAAUGAACGGUAAAAGUGUGAUCUUUUAGAUUUUCGGACCUUUUCAUUCAUUUUUAGCUCUAAAGUAAGUUUCCCAAAUAAUCGGCAAUGGAAAAAAAUCAUGCGCCCUUUGGCUUUAGAAAGUUACCUAAAGCCUAACAGGCGAAAAAAUAUGACUUUUUAGAAUUAUUAUCAUGAUAUUAAGGGGCCCACUAGUGAAAUUUUGAAAAAAUAAAGUUUUUUUUUCAUACUUCGAUACUCUAUACCUUCAAAAAUACCACAAUAAAAUUUUAAGUCCUUAUCUCGAUUAAUUCUUUUGAGUUACAACCUUUUGAAAAAUAGUCGUAUAUCGGUUCCCGAAAAUACACUUUUUAAAAUCGCUGCCAUUAGAACUCGAAGACAAAUUAUGCGAUCGAUUUAAUUUGAAUUGCAGUUUUUUUCAUAUGUUUCUACGUAUCAUGAGCCUCCAACUUUUCGAUCGAAUAUAAAAUCUAAUUGCAGUAGGCCAAAGAUCAUUAAGUUUUCAGGCAAAAUUUGAAUUUUUUUUUUAAACUCCAUCUUUUUGGUAGAUUCAAAUUUUUUUCUGUAGCCCGAGGGUCAUGAUACGGGAAAUAUCUUCUAGUUUCAUAAACUUUUCAGUUUUUUUUUAUUUCAUGCACUGCCAAGGUUGGUAUCACCGCAACACUGGAGAGACUUUUUUUCGGAUCGUUGGGAAAUUAUAAAUAACGUGGUGCAUUUAGAAUUUUUCGGACCAAAAAUUUUAUCUUGGAUUCAUUAUAUACCCAUAAAUAUAUCCUUAAAACUUUAAAUAUUCUAUGCCGUAGUUUUCUUUCAGAAAAUUCCCAAAUAUCAUUGUUUUUUUCAGCGGUCACAGUAGUGGUCCCCCUAAAAUCCUAAAGUUCUGUAAAUAAUUAACCCAAUGAACGGAUGAUUCACAUCAAAACGAUUUCUAAGAAAUUCUAAUUGGAAGUUAACAUAAAUACUGAAUAAUACGAAUAUCAAGGUCGCUUAUUUGAAACCGUCAACAUGAUAGAGAUAUCGAACGCACAUCGGCUUAUAUCAUUGCUGGUAAACACACUAAAUUUUUUGGGUUUAACCCACAUGAUUGUGUUUAUCUACAUUUCUCCCUCAUCUAUUUCUCACUCCUACCACUGCUGCACUUUGAAUAAAAACAUACAUGUAGAUAUGAGUAUACCAAAUCAUGGUUUAGCUUUAUUCCAUUGUAAGCAUUCGUACAAUUCGUGUAAAAGAGUAUAUUAACAAAUAUCAAAAUUUUAUCUUAUUCGAUACAGUGAUUUUCAAAAUGAAUUUAAAAUUAUUUAUUGGAUUUAUGAUUUUGUUAACAAUUUCAGAUGUCAAUGGUUGUGGAAAACGUCAUAGCAGAAGUCACAGGGGUGGAGGCUUUAGUCGUUUAUUCCGUUCAUCAGAUUCUUCAGGACACUCGAGUUCAUCUGGACAUUAUGGAUCAUCUGGGUCAUCCGGAUAUCAUGUAUCUUCUAGCUCAUCAGGUUAUUAUGAAUCCUCUGGAUCUUCUAAUCAUUAUGGAUCAUCAGGAUCAUCUGACGACAGAUCAUCAGGAUUAUCUAGUCAUGAUGGAUCGUCUAGAUUAUUUGAAAAUGAUAGUCCUAGUAGCUUUCAAACUACUACCAAAAAAAUGUCUCAUAUAAUUCCUGUUGUUCAUUCCCAUCCUUAUCAUCAUACUGCAUAUUCUCAUGGUUCAUCGAACCAAGUGAGUGAACAAGUCGAAUCAACUACAUCAUCAGUAACGAACGAACCAAUAGAUCAGAACAACGCGAAUUAUCCCUCGUUUGACUUAUCACCAUCAUUAUCUGAUCCUACAGCUGACAUGCUAAAAAUCCUAAAACAAUUAACUGAUGAAGAUAAGUCUGCUGAGUUAAGAAAGAAUUUGACAUCCUCUUCAUCAAUAACACGAUCUACAAUGAAUAUUCCUGAAUCCGAAAAUCAUAAAUUAAAAACAAAAGAUAAAAUUGAGCCGACUCAAUCAAACCUCACGACAACAUCACUUGAAUCUGAUGAUGUUCUCAACGCUAUGAAAAAAGUCAUCAAUGCAAUUGGUUUGGAUUUGAAAUUUAAUAACCAGUUAGUUUAGUAUCUUUACAACCAAUCAAAAUAAGCUACUUUCAGUUCAACGAGACGAAAAAAUACUAGCAAACGCAUAAAUUACGAAUUUGUUAAGCCAGAGUACGGAAACAUAUGUAUUUCAUGUCUUGGGAAAAUACAAAUAAUAGUUCUGUCUGCUGACUGACGUGAUUCGCAAUAUAAACUCUGGUACUUGUCAUUUGCUUAAUAGUAAUUUCAGUCUUUCAAUUAAGGGAGGGGUGGGGGCUAGAGGAAUCACCACCCGUAUGAAAAAACAAUAUGUUAUAAUAAUAAUUAAAUAAAUACAAGACCGGACUGGUUGGUAGUUGGGAUAUUGGAAAAAUACGCAUAUAAAAAAAUAUAUUAAUAUUUUUUUUGUCACAGCACAAAAUAUCACUGGGUUACAAAAUUAAAUCGUUGAUUUAAUUUAUUAAUACUGUUAAUUGUUUGAGCUCAUGAAUACGUAAUUACUUGAAUACAAAUUAUAGAAUUGAGCUCGAGUAAUUAAUUGAAAUAAUUGAGAUAACUAAAUUGAGUUUAGUUGAACACUGAGUUAAUCGCAAAAAAAUAUAAUGAGAAUAAGUAACAUGAAUUAAUGACCACUAGAAUUCUUGAGUUUUUAAAAGUAUUUAUUCAUGAGCUCUGGUGCCCAAAAGUAUGUAAAUAAUUAUAUUCAUAUGUUGCUUAAUGAAUGCUUGUUUUAAUUGAAUUAUCAUUUUAAUUAAUUAUCUCUUGAUGAAUACAAAAUGAUACGAUUAAAUCAUAACACGUGUUAUCACUUGAAUGUACAUUGCAAAAGAUAAUGGCGGCCGUCUUCUCGUCACAAGGCAGGAAAAAGUCGAUGCACAUGUGCCACACUGCGCAUGACCAAGUUCAAAUUUUACAAACAUGAGGCCCCAGUAGGUGCUGCCUCUAUCUGUCGGAAGUUCAACUAUGGUUGUAUUUAAAUAUAGUUGCAAUUACGCAACAUAAUAUUCAGUUAAAAUUUAUGAAAUCAUAUAUGUUUGCAACAAAAAAAUGUAUGACAUAUUCUAUCGUAUAUUAUAAAAAUCAUAGAGAUUUUGGUCGAUUUAAUAUAAAGUUAUAAUAUUAUAAUUAAAUCGAAUAAAAUGAAUUUUUUUUAAUAAAACAUU
This is a messenger RNA of Microplitis demolitor, 3260 nucleotides long. RefSeq lists its product as uncharacterized. The transcript is spliced from 3 exons. The coding region runs from base 1331 to 2137 and encodes 268 amino acids. The record is from RefSeq and is a predicted model, not a curated record. Lineage: Eukaryota; Metazoa; Arthropoda; Insecta; Hymenoptera; Braconidae.